AUGAAAACAACAUAUUUUUUAAGAAACCAAGCAAAAAAGCUUGCUACUGGAUUGACAGGAAUUGAUGGUCAGCGAGACCCAAGACCAAUCUUGCUGGAGAUUUACCAGUUAACACUUAAGGUAUUGACGUGUAUUCCGGAGCAUUCGGUAUAUCGUCAAGCAACAGAGAGAUUGACAAAGCAGCGCCAAAAGAUUGUCAAGGAGAAUGAGGUUAGAGAGGAUAUUGAGAACAAGAUUGGGUGUGGGUUGAUUGAAGAGGUUAUUUUCCAGGCAAAAGAUGAAUUAAAUCUUGCUAAGAAAAUGUUGGAGUGGAAAUCGUAA
Molecule: messenger RNA, 321 nt
Organism: Pneumocystis carinii B80
Lineage: Eukaryota; Fungi; Ascomycota; Pneumocystomycetes; Pneumocystales; Pneumocystaceae
Exons: 2
Coding region: 1-321 (106 amino acids)
Biological process (GO): respiratory electron transport chain
Source: RefSeq, a predicted model, not a curated record